Messenger RNA from Lodderomyces pseudojiufengensis, 762 nucleotides. RefSeq lists its product as uncharacterized. The coding region runs from base 1 to 762 and encodes 253 amino acids. The transcript has a single exon. NCBI's taxonomy places the organism in Eukaryota, Fungi, Ascomycota, Pichiomycetes, Serinales, Debaryomycetaceae. The record is from RefSeq and is a predicted model, not a curated record.
AUGACAGAUAUAUUGAAUAGAGGUGCUAAGCUAUUUGAUGAUAAAAACGAACCAGCUUACAAUCAUGCUACUGAUCAACAAUAUAAACAAUUAAGAUCAAAAGCAGAUGAAUUAUAUAAAAAAAGAAAUCAAUUAAGUCAACAAUCUCAACAAGCUUAUAAACAAGGAGAUAAACAAAAAGCUCAUGAAUUAAGUGAAGAAUCCAAAAAAGCAACACAAGAAGCUGAAUCAUAUAGUGAAAAAGCUGCUGAAUAUGUAUUUCGUGAAAAUAAUACAGAUUCAGCUUCAGAUGAAAUAGAUUUACAUGGAUUAUAUGUAAAAGAAGCUGAAUGGAUUGUUAAAAAGAGGAUAAAUUCAUGUAUACAAACUAAUCAAUCACAUUUAAAAGUUAUUGUGGGAAAAGGUUUACAUUCUUCAAAUGGUAUAUCAAAAUUAAAACCUGCUAUAGAUCAAUUAUGUGAGGAAAGUAAUUUAAAACAUUAUAUUGAUCCUAAAAAUAAUGGAGUAUUAAUUAUUGAUUUUCAAAAUUCUGAAAAUUCACAAGUUCCCAGUCAUUGGAAUAAUCCUGGAAUUUCACAACCACAACAAGCUUAUCAUGGUAAUAAUCAACCACAAUAUCAACAACAUCAAAACUAUAAUCAAAACAAUCAUUAUCAACAACAGCAACAUCAUAACAAUAACAAUAACCAGAAUAUUAAGACGGGAAAUCAAUUUCUUGAUUUGCUUAUUAAAGGUGUUUGCAUGUGUAUGAAUAGUAAAUAG